UCGCUUCUCCUCAUUUUCAACUCUCUCUCUCUCUCUCUCUCUCUGCAUUCCUUUCUACCUUGUGGUUUCUCUCUGAAUCGGAGGUCAAGGGGAAAUCAAGGCGGAGGAGGAGGGGAUAAAGGAGCCUGCUUUGCCUUUUUACCGGGAUGGACAUUGAUAGCCUGGAAUGCAUUCCAUCGUGCGAUGGAUUGGACGUAGAAGGGACUUCCCAUCUCCACAUCCCCUUCCCCAAAGCACAUGGAACAGCUGUGGCCAACGGCACCAUGCCACAGUCAGGAAUUUCUCCUGCAACUAGCAUCCGAGAGCUGCUCGAGUGCCCGAUCUGCACCAAUUUUAUGUACCCUCCCAUCCAUCAGUGUCGUAACGGUCACACUCUUUGUUCAAAUUGCAAAACAGUGCACGACUGGUGUCCCACCUGCAGACUGGAACUUGGAGACAUUCGGUGCUUAGCAUUGGAAAAGGUAGCUGAGUCGCUUGAGCUUCCAUGCAAGUAUUCUACAUUGGGUUGUCCCGAAGUUUUUCGAUACAACACCAAACACAAGCACGAAUCUCAAUGCCUUUUCAGACCAUACAAUUGCCCAUAUGCUGGUUCCGAAUGCUUUGUAAAUGGGGCUAUACCUUUCUUGGUUUCCCAUUUACGAGAUGAUCACAAAGUGGAUAUGCAUACUGGGUGCACAUUCAACCACCGAUAUGUGAAAUCUAAACCACAUGAAGUUGAGAAUGCCACCUGGAUGCUAACUGUAUUUCAUUGCUUUGGACAGUAUUUCUGCCUGCAUUUUGAGGCAUUCCAGAUAGGUACGGCGCCCGUGUAUAUGGCCUUCCUGCGCUUUAUGGGCGAUGAGAAUGAUGCGAGAAAGUUCAGUUACAGCCUUGAGGUUGGGGGAACUGGCAGGAAGCUUAUAUGGGAGGGCUAUCCUAGAAGUAUUCGUGAUAGCCAUUCCAAGGUUCGAGACAGCCUUGAUGGGCUCAUAAUUCACAGGAGUAUGGCUCUCUUCUUUUCCGGAGGCGACAGGAAGGAGCUGAAGCUCAGAGUCACAGGCCGGAUAUGGAAGGAACAGUAGAAUUCUGAAAUAUGGACCUUUCAUUCUUUGGAACUGAAACAGUUGGCUUUUGCUGAAAAUUCUUUCUUGUAAGUGGCAACUCCUUGCAUGCUUGUCGUUUAAUUAUCAUGGAUUUACAUAUCUAAUAUCGUCAUAUUUAUAUUAGCUCUAUAAUACUUUAAAUUGUAAAACACAUCAAAAGCAUAUGUAUUAUAAAAAUGAAUAAAUAAUAAAGAUGAAUGUAAGCCAUAUUUUUGAUGUGUUUUAAAUAUUAAUGUGUUAUAUAAAAAUUUAAUUAUUAGA
Molecule: messenger RNA, 1343 nt
Organism: Dendrobium catenatum
Lineage: Eukaryota; Viridiplantae; Streptophyta; Magnoliopsida; Asparagales; Orchidaceae
Product: E3 ubiquitin-protein ligase SINAT3
Exons: 3
Coding region: 147-1061 (304 amino acids)
Biological process (GO): ubiquitin-dependent protein catabolic process; multicellular organism development
Cellular component (GO): cytoplasm
Molecular function (GO): ubiquitin protein ligase activity; protein binding; zinc ion binding
Source: RefSeq, a predicted model, not a curated record